Messenger RNA from Bufo bufo (common toad), 537 nucleotides. RefSeq names its product gamma-crystallin 1-like. The record is from RefSeq and is a predicted model, not a curated record. Gene Ontology annotation, biological process: lens development in camera-type eye; visual perception. The coding region runs from base 1 to 537 and encodes 178 amino acids. Lineage: Eukaryota; Metazoa; Chordata; Amphibia; Anura; Bufonidae. Gene Ontology annotation, molecular function: structural constituent of eye lens. The transcript has 2 exons.
AUGUCUACUACACAGAUCAUAUUCUAUGAAGACAAGAACUUCCAAGGUCGCUCCUAUGAGUGCAACUCUGAUAGCACAGAUCUUCACUCCCAUUUCAACCGCUGUAACUCUAUUAAAGUGGAAAAUGGAAACUGGAUGGUGUAUGAACGUGCCAACAAUCAGGGCCACCAGUACUUCUUAAAAAGGGGAGAAUAUCCUGACUUCCACCACUGGAUGGGAUUUAAUGACUCCAUCAACUCUUGUAAUCAUUUUUAUUUUCAGCACCGCGGUACUUUCCGUAUUAAAAUAUAUGAAAGAGAAGAUUUUAGGGGUCACACAGAAGAAUUUACAGAAGAUUGCCCACAAGUUUAUGAAGAAUUUAAAUACCAUGAUAUUCACUCCUGCAAUGUGCUUGAGGGACACUGGAUCUUCUAUGAAUUGCCCAGUUAUAGAGGUCGUCAGUAUUACCUGAGAUCUGGAGAGUACAGGAGACACUCUGAUUGGGGCGCUGUGAAUGCUAGGGUUGGCUCCUUUAGAAGAGUUCAGGAUCUGUAUUAA